This is a messenger RNA of Paramecium sonneborni, 421 nucleotides long. Lineage: Eukaryota; Ciliophora; Oligohymenophorea; Peniculida; Parameciidae. The record is from the annotation of a GenBank genome assembly.
AUGGAUAAUCUUUACGCUUAAGAAAUAAGAUAGAGAUAUCAUUCUUCAAUGAGUUACUAAGAAUAUUUAGAUACUUAUGAUAAACCUCCUCCUAAGCCUUAAAUUAAGUAUUCUACUAAAUAAUUAUUUUUAGACCCAAAGAAACCCCAUAAUUAAUUGAACCAUUAAUUUUAGAGGGUCAUAAAGGUCCUAAAAUAUAAUAAUAAAAAUUGACUGUUUAUUCUCCUGAUGAUAUCAUUUUUGAGGAAUCUGAAAAUGAUGAGAAACCAAAGGCUCUCAAUCAUAUUUCCUGUUAAAGAGCAUUAAAAGAAUAUGUAUAUUAAAUUUAAAACUUAAGAAUGUUAGAAUUAGAAGCUAAAGUGAGAAUCUUGGAUUUUCAGUAUUUCGAUUUUUGUAAUAAAAGAAAAACAAAUUCACAUGA